GUUGUUUCCGCAUUUUCCAUUGUUGCAGACUCAAAAAUCUCAAUCUUCGCCAGUCACCACGUCUAGUUGAGUGCUCUGCGGGAUUCCUCUUUCUUCUUCCGCACUUCAAUAAUUCUCAACGCCUCUUAUGCUUAUUAAUUAGAUACGGAUGCUCCCUUAUCUGGAAAAUUUAGCUGAUCACCAACCAGAGCUGAUCGGGUAAUUAUGGCAACAGUGAAGUCGUCUAGGUCAAGAACGCAUGCGGCCGUGACGCCGGCAAAAUAUGCCAACAGAGACACGGGUACGAAGCUGGAGGAGAAACUCACCGUCUUCAAUUCCGACAGUUUCGACGCCGAUAGUUUUGUCCAAUCGAAGUGCCAUUCCUUGAAUGAAAAGGCCUGUUUUUUUGCACUAUAACGUUAAGUGGUUUUUAAAUUGUCAUUUUGAUGGAUAGAAUUCAGCAUCCCCCAUUCGGUUGUGCAUGUUGAUGAAUUAACCGAGCUUUCCACCUUGCAUAUGGCUUAACUGCAUUGUUUCUGUAUGUAUAUCUGGAAAGUUCGUUAUCAGUUAAUAUGAUUUAUGAGUGCCCUGGAAUGUUGCAAAUAAAUAAAACUUUUUGAGACAGUAUAAAUCUGUGUGUUAAGCUCAUAAACUACCCUGCGGUUAUAUAUCCAGCCUGGUUCCUGCAGUUUUAUUUUUAUUUUGAGAAGAAUCUGUAAGCCUGUAAGUAUAUAGUGGCGGGCUGGCUGGCUAUGGGGAUUCUAUAUAUUCAUCAUGCAUGAAAGUUGAUAUUAUAAUGGCUUUCUGUUUGCAGGAGAUUAGGCAGCUAUGCUCCUCUCUGGUGGAUCUGAAAAAGGCCUCUGCUGAGGAAAUGCGCAGGAGUGUUUAUGCUAACUAUACAGCUUUCAUUCGCACAUCAAAAGAGAUUUCAGAUCUUGAGGGUGAACUUUCAUCAAUGAAAAGGCUCUUAUCUACUCAGGCUAAUUUAAUCAAUAAUUUAGCUGAAGGAGUGCAUGUUGAUUCUUUAUCUGAUACUAGUCCUUAUAAUGCCACAAAUGACACUUUGAAUGAUAAAACAAGAGAACCUUCAGAAAUAGAGGAAUGGUUAGCUGAUUUUUCUGAUAACCUUGAUGUUUUAUUAGCUGAGAGGAGGAUAGAUGAAGCCUUGUCAAGCCUUGAUGAAGGAGAAAAAAUAGCUUUGGAAGCAAAACAAAAGAGUACACUAAGUCCCAGAGUCCUGUUGUCACUACAAACUACCAUUACAAAACGUAGGAAAAAAUUAGCAGAUCAGCUUGCUGAUAUUGCCUUCCAAACAUCAACACGUGGUGCCGAGCUUCGUGCUGCUAUUGUAGCUCUCAAGAAGCUUGGAGAUGGUCCUCGUGCCCAUAGUUUACUACUCAACGCUCAUCACAAGAGAUAUCAAUACAAUAUGCAAAGUUUUCGUCCAUCAAGCACAACAUAUGGAGGAGCAUAUACUGCAGCACUCUCACAAUUGGUAUUCUCUGCCAUUUCCCAAGCAGCGAGUGAUUCAUUGACUAUUUUUGGAAAGGAGCCAGCUUAUACAUCUGAGCUUGUCGUGUGGGCUAAUAAGAAGACAGAGGAUUUCGCUGUCCUUGUUAAAAGGCAUGCAUUGUCAUCAUCUGCAGCUGCUGGGGGCCUUAGGGCUGCUGCAGAGUGUGUUCAGAUAGCUUUUGGACACUGCACAUUGUUGGAAGCUCGGGGGCUUGCACUUUGCCCUGUGCUGUUGAAGCUGUUUAGGCCUAGUGUUGAGCAAGCACUGGAAGCCAAUUUAAAACGAAUUGAGGAGAGCACUUCUGCUCUAGCAGCAGCUGAUGAUUGGGAACUUACAAAUCCUCCAAGUUCAUUCCGCCAGUCUGCUAUGUAUCAACAUAAACUUUCAAGUAGUGCCCAUCGGUUUUACUUGAUGGUUCAGGAUUUCUUUGAGGAUGUGGGGCCGUUAGUAAGCAUGCAGUUGGGUGGAAAAGCGAUGGACGGUUUGUUCGAGGUCUUCAAUGCUUAUGUGAACACGCUAAUAAAAGCAUUACCUGGUUCUUUAGAAGAAGAAACCGAGUUUGAUGGUUUAACAAACAAAAUUGUCCGGAUGGCUGAGACUGAAGCCCAACAGAUUACUUUGCUUGCAAAUGCCACCUUAUUAGCAGAUGAGCUCUUACCACGUGCAUCAAUGAACCUUUCUUCUUUCAGUCAAGCCAAUUACAAGGAUGAGCAUCAACUAAGGACUGAUAGACAAAGUCGUCUUCCAGAGCAAAGGGAAUGGAAAAAGCGCCUUGUGAGCACCGUUGACAAAUUAAAAGAUAGUUUUUGUCAAUUGCAUGCUCUUGAACUCAUUUUCAAUGAGGAUGGUGAUAGCAACCUUACCGCAGACAUGUACAUAAACUUGGAUGGUAAUGCGGAUGAGAUAGAAUGGCUCCCUUCUCAAAUAUUCCAGGGGCUCUUUUUAAAGCUAAACACGAUAGCUUCCAUAGCUGCAGAUAUGUUUGUUGGACGGGAAAGGUUUGCAACAUUGUUAUUGAUGAGACUUGUAGAAACUGUUAUGUUGUGGCUCUCCCAAGACCAGAGUUUUUGGGAUGAUAUUCAAGGACCAAGACCUCUAGGGCCUGUUGGUCUUCAGCAGUUCUAUUUGGAUAUGACAUUUGUCAGAUACUUUGCUUCACAAGGACGCUACUUUUCUAGGAAUUUGAACCGCAUCGUUGGUGAUAUCAGAAGUAGGGCAGUAUCAGCGUUUUCUUCAACUGGGAUGGAUCCAUUGAGUGUGCUUCCAGAAGAGGACUGGUUCACUGAUAUUUGUCAAGAUGCGGUGGAUAGGCUGAGUGGAAGGCCUAGAGUUGCCAACGGGGAAAGAGAUUUGAACAGCCCCACAGCUUCUGUCUCAGCACAGUCGAUAUCAUCUGUGAGAUCUCAUGGGAGUUACUAAUGAGAAUGUGGUCUUUGGACCGUUGUAAUGUAUGUCCGUUGUAAUGUUUAUAUGAACAUAUUCAUUGCUUCUAGGAUAGCAAUGCUAUUCAUAGUAACGAAAAAGUUGCACUCAUUCAUGUGUUCUUGCUCUAAUCUUGUUUGACUAGGAUUGCUCUGCUGUAAAUGCUAGGUAAUGUGAAAAGCGACAUGUUUGGACAGGUUUGAUAACACUGCUGCAUCAAUUUUUUUUCAAGAAGCUGAUAAUUUCAAGAAAGACUUUACAUGUUUUACUGCACUAAUCCAAAAUGCAGGAAAACAAGAGGAAAUGGUUUAAAGCAUGAAACAUUCAGUAAUACCCCUCCGAAGGCUUGAUCAAUGAAAUAAUCAGACUGGAACAAUGCAAUUUAGGAUUUCUUUAAGGUUAUUCAAUGUUGCAGAAUAAAAGGGGUACUUUCCGGAAUUGUUAACAAAGUAUUUGCAUAGAAACCAGUUUACUGACUCUGAAGAUCACCUUUCAGUUCAUGAAUAGAUCUAUGUGUUAUACAACUACAACAUAUUUUAAGUACAUGAUGUACAUGAUGCCUUGUCAUUAAAGUCAAAUGAAAAAUUAAGGGAUCCCUAUUCUGUACAUGUAGAGAAGAGUGGGAUUCAUUAAUCUAAUUACAAAACUUACAAACUGUUCUGUAAAUGUGUUUGUAAUGAGUACUUUUCUUUUCUUGUUCCGGGCCAGUUUGUUUGGGGGAUUUCAGAGGAGAGGGAAAGGGA
This is a messenger RNA of Cuscuta epithymum, 3657 nucleotides long. Lineage: Eukaryota; Viridiplantae; Streptophyta; Magnoliopsida; Solanales; Convolvulaceae. The record is from the annotation of a GenBank genome assembly.